UAAAUCCUAUUUACUUUGAAUGUAAUUGGGCUUUCUUUCAAAGUGGAAAGAAAACGAAAAAUUUUAAAAUUUUAAAAUUAUCAAUAGAGAAUAGCAUAUUAAAUCAGUUUAUUUAAAUAUCUCAUGUAUACUUAGUACUUGAAUUACUUGAAAAUUACAAAAAAUGUUUGCAUUCAUGGAAAAUGUAGAGAAGCCGCCUCUUGGCAACCGAAAGUCGUACAUGCCCAUCACAGAAGCCAGGUUAAUAGACGAAGUCGAGAGGUACAUUGCCCAGCCGGAGUUCUCUUCGGAUGUCCAAGUGGCCCUGAAGCUGCAACGCAUCUUCUAUUUGCAGUACAGCGAGCUGGCUGCCAAGUUGGAGACUGAUCUCGCUGCAGUGCUAACGCGUUUGGAUGCUGCCAAGAGUAACUUGGAACUGGUGAAGAAGUUCAUAGACAAUCCAGGCGAGGAGUUCCAGAGCCUGGUGCAAGUAGCCCAGGGAGUAUUCAGAUGGGUGACCGUUCUGCCAGUGGAAAAGGUUUCCCUUCAAGUGGGCACGGCACUGCAAAUGAAGUUUGACCUGCCCGAGGCUGAGGAAUUCAUCAGAAAGGACAUUACAAGCCUGGUGAAGCAGCGGCUGCAGCAUGAGCACGACAUUGACUUUCUGCAGGAUCAGGUCAACACAAUCGAGAUGAAUCUAGCGGUUUUGUAUAAACAUGGUGUCGAUAAGCACAAUCGAGUUACGCAAGAUGGCUUGGGGGGUCCUUAGUAUUUUGUAGUUUUCAAAUUCUUUGUGUUUAAAGGGUCAUAUCUUUCAAAUUUUUCGUUGCAUACCAAGUAAAAUUUGUUGAACGAGUUUCCUUUACAAUUAUGGUUAGAGUCGCGCCUUAAAUUUUUGUUAAAUUAAAUAAAGAAGCAUAUAA
Messenger RNA from Drosophila suzukii, 902 nucleotides. Its product is annotated as prefoldin subunit 3. Gene Ontology annotation, biological process: protein folding; microtubule-based process; tubulin complex assembly. The record is from RefSeq and is a predicted model, not a curated record. Lineage: Eukaryota; Metazoa; Arthropoda; Insecta; Diptera; Drosophilidae. Gene Ontology annotation, molecular function: tubulin binding. Gene Ontology annotation, cellular component: prefoldin complex; cytoplasm.